AUGCGAUGUCUGCGGUGGCUCAGUUUUGUUGUAUUCUGCUUUUCUCAAGGUUUGUGUCUUGAUUUAUUUAAUUUUGAUUGAAUCACGGUACUUUCAGUGAGUUGUACGCCAUUUCUGAGGUCAUACUUGUACCGAUUAGCCGAUCCAGGAUCUUCAUAUCACAGUGACCCGUCAAUUAUGCCUUUUUCUUUUAAGGUAAUGAUUUUUCUCUUCAAAAGUUCUUGUUUUUGGGUUUUUAACUCAUUUUUUAAAGCAAAUCAGGUCUCGUAGCGAACUACACUAUGACUUGGGUUUUCAGAAACUGUAGAAAAUUACUCCGAAAACAUUUUUGGAAAGAGAUGGUUCUACACAAUACUUCAUACAUUCAAUAAAAGAUUGAGAGAAAAAAGUUAACAAAAAUAGAAAAUACCAUUUCUAAUCCUGAGUGAAACUGUGAUAUAUUUUAAGAACCGGAAUUUAAGAAAUUUUAUAACCAAAAAAAUUUUUCGAACUUUUUUUUCUAGAGGAUGGUAUAGACGGUCUUGAAAAAAAUUCAUACGGCAUUCUAUAUUUAGAACUUAUUUUAUAUUUUUUUCGCAUAUUUAACAGUUUUCCCACCAAACAUGAAUUUCCCGUUUCAAACCCAGUUUUUACGCAAAUCCUCACGAAAAAAAUUGAUAUAUGUAUUUCAUAUUUUUUUGAAAAAUUAAAAAAAGUAUAAAUUAUUUUGAAAGUUGGUACUACGACAAGAACGAUUUUUCGUUUUGCGAAGAGUACGGUAUGCGGAAGUCCGUAAGUGGCGCGUGCACUGCGCGUGUUUGCACACUGCGCGUGGUCCAUAUUCUCUUUUUUUCUUCCCAGUUUUGUUCUAAAUUUAUGGAAAUGGAUUUCAACUUGAAACACCAGUAAGUUUUCAUUUUGACUUAUUAUAAAAAAACUAGAAAUUCUAAAAUAAAAUGGAAGGUGGACCACGCUCACUGUGCAAACACGCAAAGUGCACGCGUCACUUACGGACUUCCGCAUACCGUACUCUUCGAGAAAGAAAAAUUUCAAUUUUUCUCAUUUUCAAAACUAAUUAUUCGUAUUUUCAGCAAGAUCUGUUCCCGAGAAAGUCAACAGUAGCGGACAAGGAUUUUUCAAAGUUCAGUUCGGCGAAAAGAUUUUUCCGCGACAUUCAAAUCAAUAAUCCGUUUCCAGGCACCCAGUUACGGCUCCCUUGA
Caenorhabditis auriculariae is the source of this 1199-nucleotide messenger RNA. NCBI's taxonomy places the organism in Eukaryota, Metazoa, Nematoda, Chromadorea, Rhabditida, Rhabditidae. The record is from the annotation of a GenBank genome assembly.